AUACUUAAUUUUAGUGUGAACCAAGUGCACGUAGUUAUCAAAAUAAUACCUACCCCAGUCAAACUGUGAUCUAGUAUUAGUUUAUUAGUAUUAUUUUUUAUGCAAUAUUGCAUAAAUUGGCUUAUCAUUUUGUAUCAUGUGAUAUCAGCUUCGCGAUUUAUCUACGACACAUACUAAGCGCUGUUUAUUUUUGUGAUUUAAAAGAGUCAAGUUCCACAUCCACAAUUGUAAAUUAAAGCAUGCCAUAUGCACUUUUUAGCAUGUCCAGGCACCAAGUGAACAGGGCGAGCGCUACAAAACCUAAUUGAUCGACUAGUAAGUAGAUUACGGCAACUCUUGACCGAAAUACUGUUUCGUUGGUAUCUACUUCGUCCACACCACCCACGACCUCAUUCCACACUCCGUAGCUUUCUUGUUGAAUGUCGAAUAAAUCGUACGUUUCAAAGCAAUUCCUCAGGCUCGGGACCUGGGAGUAGAACUAGGAGAAAAAUGAGUGGAGAAAGACAACAAGCACUGAGCAAAAAUAAAUGCAAAGAACUUAUUCAGGAUAUGUUGAUUUCGAAUGGGCAUAGAGAAAUGUUGAAACGAUUGGUUCAGAGUCGACUAGCUCAGUCUGGAUGGACUUACGCCAUGCGGACGACUUAUAUCGAUUACAUUAAACAAAAAGGCGUCGAAAAUGUCAACGUGUCACAUAUGAUAGCGGAGACAGUGCCUGCAGGCGUUGAAAGCUUCCCGGAUGCCGUUAGAAAAGAAAUUGAAGAUUUGUUAUGGAACUUUGCAACAGAGUUCAUCUCGGUUGACGAAACUUUGUUACCCCCUGUGGACAAUGAAAACUACUUCCCAGAAGUGUUCACUUAUCAAAGUUCGGAUGCGAAACCUGAACCUGGAAUCGGCUAUAAUGUUCCCACGCCCGAAAUUCCCUUAAGCAGAACUCCUAGCCCCGCCAGUAUUCCAAGACCUUUGACCCCACAACCGCCCAUACCAAUACUACGACCUGAAAAUACAAAACAUGACGGCAAAGAUGAACUCUUAUAUGAGGAGGAGGAAGAAGAAGAGGAGCAGCAGCAGCAGCAUGAGCAGGAGGAGGACGAAGGAAGGUCGUCAUCCAAUCUUGACGAGCAUGAAGAUAACGACAACGAGGUCGACGAGCCAGAGGAUGAUGAAGAUCUUGAAGUUGGCACUAUAACCAAUCAUAAUGUUGAAAGUGAAGAAGAGGAAUUAAUGGAUGUAUAGAGAUUAGUCAUUGAUCUGUCUUUGGUUGUUUAUGAUGGGAAUUAAUGGAACCUUAACCAUUAAGAACAAUCGGAACAAUGCCUUUAAAGUUAAUAAUCCCUGGAUAGAUGUUAUCCAUCCGGUCAUCUACGAUUUUUUUAGACCAAGAGCCAUUCAUGGUUUCAGCCUGGAAUUAUAAUUUCUGUUUCGGAUGAUUUGUAAUUUAAAAUAAAAUUUCUACCCACAUGA
Messenger RNA from Folsomia candida, 1461 nucleotides. RefSeq names its product histone chaperone ASF1. Gene Ontology annotation, biological process: positive regulation of DNA-templated transcription; poly(A)+ mRNA export from nucleus; regulation of transcription by RNA polymerase II. NCBI's taxonomy places the organism in Eukaryota, Metazoa, Arthropoda, Collembola, Entomobryomorpha, Isotomidae. The transcript is spliced from 5 exons. The coding region runs from base 490 to 1233 and encodes 247 amino acids. Gene Ontology annotation, cellular component: DUBm complex; SAGA complex; nuclear pore. Gene Ontology annotation, molecular function: chromatin binding; transcription coactivator activity. The record is from RefSeq and is a predicted model, not a curated record.